Messenger RNA from Drosophila grimshawi, 2906 nucleotides. It is a transcript of the gene cue, whose product is annotated as protein cueball. The record is from RefSeq and is a predicted model, not a curated record. NCBI's taxonomy places the organism in Eukaryota, Metazoa, Arthropoda, Insecta, Diptera, Drosophilidae. The coding region runs from base 1 to 1944 and encodes 647 amino acids. The transcript has 4 exons.
AUGCUUCCCGCUCGACAUUUACAACGAUUCCAUCGAUUCCAAGAACAGCCAUUAAUGGCAUCACAAGGAAUGCAGCCACAUAAAUCGAAAAUGCUUAUUUUCUCGACUCUGUUUUUGAUUAUCAACUUGAACACACUGCUAACAGAUGCAUCUCCAAUGGGAUGGGACUUUGCCAUCGCGUUGCGCGAUAAGAUUGUGUUUCUGAACAGCACAUGGGGCGAGAUCCAUGCAUCGGCACAUCGUUUCGAGGAUCUCUCGGCAUUGGCAUUCGACGAGGCCGAGGAAAUGAUCUACUUCAGCGAUCAGACGCAUCAAAACGGAAGCAUAUUUGCACUGAGACGCGAUGACUCAACGCCCAUUGUGGUGCAGCGGACAGGGAAUGAUUCGGUUGAGGGACUCGCCUACGAUCCACUCAAUCGUAAUCUGUUUUGGGCCGAUAUGCGUCAGCAGAAGAUCUUCUUUUCCAGCGUCGAUACACUAGCCACAGAGUUGCCAAAAGUGCUGGUGGAUCUCAGCGGGGAGGGCGGUCAACCAGAUGGAAUUGCCGUGGAUAUUUGUCGCCGUCAGCUCUACUGGACGAACGGAAAUAUCAAGAGUGCCAGUGUGGAACGUAUUGGUUUGGAUGGCAAGGGCAGGCAAACGAUCAUCAGUGCAGACAUUGAUAUGCCUCGGGGUAUUGUUGUGGAUCAGCUGUCGGAUCGCAUCUUUUGGGUUGACAACAAGGUGGGCAUAUUCUUUGCCAUCGAAAGUGCUCGACUCGAUGGCAGCGAUCGCCAGGUGGUCGUCAAAGGUAAACAUCAGGAUCCCAAGCAUCUGGCCAUCAACGAGGAUGCCAUCUACUGGACAGACAGAAUGGACAAGGCGGUCUGGAGCUAUCCCAAGCCCACAUACUCACAGGAAGUGACAAAUGUAACGCAAGCAGAGCCAGAACUGGCGAAACCCUUCAGCAAGGAGAAGGCAUAUGGAAUUGUGACACGCACCGGUUUCUAUCAGCGCCUACAGAAGGAUGCCCAUUGUGCCAGCAUAGUGAAGAAGGUCAAACAACAGCUGAACACCCGAUUGAACAACCGGACGCACAUACGCAGUGCCGAAGGCGACCGGAUCAGCCAACUGGAGCGGGAGCAUUGCCUGAACGGUGCCAGUUUCAUGAGCAGGGGCGAGUUCUGCAUCUGCCCGGUGGGCUUUAAGGGUGCACGCUGUGAGAUCUCCGAGUGUCAUAAUUAUUGUGUGCACGGCACCUGUGAAAUCUCCGAUGCCGGCUUCCCCAAGUGCUACUGUCAAGCCGAAUUCUAUGGCGAACGUUGCGAGUACCACAAGUGCAAUGGCCACUGCCUCAAUUCGGGUCACUGUAGCAUGGACAAGGAGAGCGACGCAAUGCGUUGCGAGUGUCGCCCCAAUUUUGGUGGUGAACGCUGCGAACACAAUCUGACGGAACAGUGCGCCAUCUACUGCCAACAUCCGGAGACGCAGUUGCCAGUCAGUUGCUUGGAUUUCUGCGAGGAGUGGAGCAACAGCAAUGACACCGCCACCAUAACCGAAUACCAAACGGCGGGUCAAUGUGGCCCAGCGCCACCGGUGCAGGGUCCAUUGAUCAUUGUGAUCGUGCUGGGUCUGGUGACCACAUCGGGAUUGGUGGCGUUGACGGUGCAUGGCGUACGUCUGAUCUACAAGCCAAAGCGGCCACGCAUCAAAAAGACAUUUGUGGUGCGCAAACAGGCGCGUCUCAAUUCCUCAAGUGAUACACCCUUGACCAAUCGCCCGCUGACCACCGAGCAGUGCGAGAUUACGAUAGAGAACUGUUGCAACAUGAAUAUUUGUGAAACGCCGUGCUUUGAUCCCAAGCUGGUGGAGCAAACAUUCUCGUCACGCGAUCGGAAGGCGCCGUGUGUCAAGGAGGACAAAAAGAUACUGAUACACAGCAUGGAAGACAAUCUGUUGUCCUAGGCGGAGACACCCACACACAUAUGAGUAAUUUGCCAUCCUCAUUCGUCAUCGUUGUCGUUGAGCACGGAUCUGUUGGCAUUCGAGCUUGGAAAGAGCUGCUGUCGCCGCCCCGGCUCAACGCAACGGUUGCUGGUGUUUUAGCCAAAGCUUAUGCAACCUACUAGCUGAAUUCAUCCUACCCCCCUCGUUCUAUUGGAUUAGUCUGGUCUCAUUUAUUUAUUUCAAGAAUGAAAUAUCCGUUAUCCCCCCUCCCACACAUACUUAAUUGAAGCAACCGUGUACUUAGCAAUCGUUCUUUGAAUUAGUCUGGUCUCAUUUAUUUAUUUCAAGAACGAAAAAAUGCCUCCCAAACCAUUGGCAAUUGGGUUUUUUUUUAUAGAUUGCUCAAUCGUGUAGUUUUUAAGUUUUUAGAUUGAGAACGGUAGACGGAAAUUUUUUACAUACAUACGUACGAAACUAUUUGAUUGAAUUUGAAAUGAAAUGAAAAGUGAAACUGAAAUGAAAAUUCUAGAUAGCUUUAACACACACACAGAUAAAAAUUAUAUAAGCAGGUAAAUGUUUCGCGAAUAUUUGCACAAAACGAGGCAGUAAUUGUGAUUCAUAACGGUUCAAAACUGUGGUAAAUAAGUAAAAAUAUAUAAGCUAUGGACUACUGACGUCAUUGCUUACAUUGUGUCUAUCUCUACUUCAGAUAGAGCGAGAAAGUUCCUCAAUUUUCAUUUUCUGAUCUUCGCUGAUCAGCCAAGGUCAUAACUUGCAACUGCCAUAAACCAAGAAAAAAAAAAAUGCUCGCACCACAAUUGCCUUUGUACUUAAGCUUUAGUUUUUUUUUUUUGGAAAACAAAAAUUAAAAUCUGCGAGACUCGGCUAACGAGAGUAAAUAUGUAAAUAUGUAUGUGUAAAUUAGCUUUAGUUGUAAUAAAUAAGACACUGGUUGAAUAAUAAAAACAAAAAAAACAAUA